CACACACACGCGCGCGUGGGUAGUGCACACGACGAGACGCCUCGUUCGUUCAAUGUGGUCAUGCCUUUGAUUCUUUUAACAUAAAGAACAUUAUAUUUUUGUGUGAAAAAACGAAGAUGACUUGUGUGUGAAGUGCCAGAAUUUUUCACGAAUAUUUGCCUAUAGUAGCAGUCGAUUUAAAAGCGAAUAAAUGUAUCACAAAUAAAGGGCACCCCGUACUUCAAUAUUUAUAUCGUCUUCCAAAUUACUAACUGGAGCUGUCUAAACUUAUUCAACAGUUGGAGAACUAGAAUUUUUCAUUUGACAACAGCAUAAAGCAUUGAUUGGACAAAGAAUACUUGACUAAUAUGUAUGGCAAUCAUUGUUUCACGGAGAAACUGUCAGUGGCAAAGCAUAAUAAUGAUUAUGACGUGUGCAAUACGGAGAUGGGACAAAAAUUCUUUGUUCAGUGGAGUCCACAAAACGGUCCGUGUUAUUUAUCAAGAAAUAAAUACGCUUCGCCAAGAUCUCUAAGUAAAUCAGUUCCUGGGAGGAAUAGAACUUUAGUGCGUUACAACAUCAACAGAUCAUUGAAUUUUGAAAUUGGUGGUACGCGUGGUAGAGCAAAUUCCUACAAGUCUCAGAAUUCAAGCAGUAACAGCAGUUUCUCGGCGGAUAAUGAUCAUCAUUUGUCCAGAUCGGCAAAGAUUUUGCGUGCUCUCAAUAUCGAUUACAGCCCUUUGAAAAGCACAGGAUCAGCAACUCGCAGAAUCAACAAAUCCUUGAAUUUUGAUUUAAGUCCAAGCCCUAAAAAAAUCAUGAGUAUCGGCAGAAUUCCACACAACAGAUCAGUGCCAAAUUCGAUUUCGCCCUUACCCAAGAUCAACAAAACGUUAAAUUUUGAUACGAGCUCGGGCGAAUCGAGUAUCAACAGUCGCGUGGAUUCAUCGGUUGAAUCGAUUGACGAGAACCAAAAUCAAACUCCAUCACAGAGAAACAAAAAAGCAAAAAAAUCUCUUGAUUAUCAAUCUCCAAAUUUUACCUCCACGAAUCUUGCAUCUCCCAUCCUGGGUGCUCCUUUGCCAUCGCUACGCAGUGGUUUGCGGAACAAAAUUAAUUCUAUCCUACAGAGCACAACACCACAUUCUCAACUCCUAAGAAGGAAUUCCAUGAAAAAUAGAUCUGAUGAGUUUGGUGCUAGCACGCCGAGGAAUCUCUAUAAUGAUUUUCAGGAUGAGGAAGACGAGUGCAUGCACUCAGUGGCUCAAAAUAACGACAGAUCGCAAACGCCAGAGAACUUCAUCAAAAUUGUUCCCGAAAGCAUGAGUGCCAUUAAGAAGAGCCACAAAAAGGAAAGAGUGCUUGGACGCCGAGAAAAGUCUAUGGUAUACCAGUCAGAAACUUGCUCAGGUAGCGAGUUAUUAAUUGAUACGGAGAUGAAUUUGGUGAGGGACGAAAAUGGGCCAAAGACACCGUCCAGCACUCCAUACGAGAGUCCCCAGUGCGGUCAUAUUAAUUCAAUAAAGCAAUCGCACAAGAAAAACAAGAGCAGGGGAAGAUCAUUUCUUGCAAAUUCCGAAGAUGAGAUGUCUGAAACCGGCUCAAUUUUUAGUUACACAAACGAAGAGGAGGUGCCUGAAAAUUCUUUUGAAAACGAAAAUGUUCUUAUUGACGUUAUGAAUUCUGCCGAAAAGGUCAAUUCCGACGUAGACGGUAUUGCGAUGUUACCGGAAGACGUUGAAGACGGAAAACAGGCACAAGAAGAAAAAACGGAUACGGCAAAUUCAUCGACCGAGCAAACAAGUGAUUACGAAAACCUUUCAACACCUGUGAAGACUGCUGGAACGCCGGUUCCUCGUCCGGGGACUCCAGAAAACCGUAUCAACUUUUUACAGCGCAUUAUGACCGAUUCGAUCAAAAAAUCACACAAGAAACUUAAAGACACUAAUAAAAAAUCGUUAUUCAAGUCGAGAGCAUUCAGACCGGAAGAUGAAGAAAAUGAAAACUCACGAGCGACCACCUCGAACGACGUUGUCGAGGACAAUCGCGCAGCUACUCCUGAAAAUACGAACUCAAGUCGUUUGUUACUUUCUCAGUAUAGUUCGGUUAAAAAAUCUCACAGAAAGGAUAAGCAUAAAAGAAUGCUUUCGGGCUCUUUGCAAAGGAAAAAAUUCUUUGGUCAGGAGACUGAUUCUGCUUGGAAUUCCGACAGUGAAACUCAUAACAGUAGUGUUUCAUCUUCUAUAGAUGACUUCGUUAGUUUGUCACCAUCCCAAAACUUCUCGGACUUGGGUAAAGCCCCAAAUACUACAAAUUUGAAUGACCCUUCCGAGAAACGCUGCCUCGAGAGCAAUGGGUGUGAAUGGGGAGUUAGCGCGCUUCCUGAUUCGGAUUCGUACAAAUCAUCACCGAACAAACGCAAAAAUACCUCUGACGAUGCUUCAUCUGCGAUUUUCCAAUCAUCCUCGAUGCAGCCAUCGACAUCCGCGACUUACGAGAGUGCGGAGGAAGAAUUCAAGAUUUUCACACCGAUAAAAAAACGAAAAUCUCUGAAUUUAGUAACUCCGGUCGCUCGAAGAAUUUGCGACGAUGAUUUUUCCCUCGAAUGCAACAAACUGCCGGAAGAUCCGUUGCCUCAAAGUACCAAUUCGAGAUGUUCCACUCCAACGACCGCAGGACCUAGCAGUUUUACAGUUAUCACGAAUACUCCGAAAACCAAUAGCAGACAAGAAAAUGGUACUUUCAUUCCAAUCACAAAUAAUUCCACGCCUAUAAUUCCAUCGAGGAAACGACCUGGUAACGACAACUGUGGACGAGUUACACCCCAAGAUCAACCAACUUCCGUACUUAUGGUCGACAUUAAUUCCAUUAAAAAAUCCCAUAAAAAAGAUAAACGAGGAAACAUAUCGAGGCGAUCUUUGAUGUGCGCUCAGGACGAUGAGAACGAAUCGGCCGCUUGCGGAACUAGUCUAGAAAGAGACAAUUCGCCAUCUUCACGAUCGGCAGAUAAUCAACGAGCUUCGACCAGUUACAAAAGUGCUAAUGACUCCUCUGGAAUUGAAGCUUCAAACGAAAACGAAUGUAAAGUUCAAACUCCACCGAAUUGCUUGGGAGCUAAAAACUUUUUAAAGCUCUUGCAAACGGAGUCCAUCAAACGAUCUCACAAAAAAGUUCGGGAUCGUAAGAAAUUCGAGCCGGUUGUAAACUGUGAACUCUCGAAUGACGGCUCCAUUUUUGAUGAAUCUGAACGAAGCAUCAAUAUCGAGAGCGAAGCCUUCAACGAAUCCAGCAACGAAACGUUUACCGAUACAGAUGGUAGUUACAUCACGGGCAACUUUACUUCAGUAACUGAAUGCGUUGAGAACUCGUAUCAAAAUAAGGGUCGAUAUCUUCGAAGUGCGAGCCGACGUUGUGCCCGUGGUAAAUUGUCAAACGAUGACAUCUCCGAUCCAGAAGAAAAGCUUUGCAAUCCGUAAUUGAAAACAAUAGUAAUGGCGUAAAAAAGGAAAUACUGAGCACCAAUAAUUUCUCAAAUGAAAACCACGCCGACGUACGAAAAGGCUAAAUAUCUCACAGAUAAUAAUCUGUGUGGCACUAAAACGUGUCAUACAUUUAUUUUAAUAUUUUAACUAUUUUGAAUUUUGCAAUUUUAUACCACAUAGAGUUGUUGAAUUUUAAUCCUGUUUAGAUGGACUGUAUUUUUCUCAUAACUGUUGUUAACUUCGGUUUAAAUCUGUAUGUUUAUGUACUAUGUGAAUGUACUACUAGCGUUGAAGAGUGGUAUGUGACUAAAAACAGUGAAAUUCUGUAAUAAGAAAUUUUUAACACAAAAAAUUAUUUCUACUGUAAAAAAAGCAACUCGAGCUUCAACAGCUUCGAUUUUAAAUUAACGUUUACGGUUUUUUUUUCAAUGUUAAACAUUUAUCGAUCAUUUUAAGGCGAUGUUCAGGCUACAAUCACAUACCACUGAUUAAUAAUUAACGAUUUUAUUGGACUACAAAUAAUAUUGUAAAGUUUUAACGAGGCGUACUUUCGCGGUCAGUAGACGAGGUUCGAUGCCGAGUCCAGUUUGGAAUAAUUGAUUGAAAAUUUAAUGGCCAAUUUUUUUUCCAAACUUUGACAGACCGUUUCUGAACCUCGAAGAUUUUUAUUCCGUGACUAAUCUCAUGCGUCCAUUGAUAUUGUUUUUUAAAAAAAUCUGAAAAAAAUGGAGCGUUCGAACAGAAACCGCCGUGCCUUGUAAAAAUUCGUUUCAUGCAAUGCGUGAUAUAUCUCAGCGUCAUUGUUAACGUAGUCAUUGUUAACAGAUCUACGACAUAUAAACUGAUCAUUUCAACGGAAAUUAUGAUUCACUACGUUCGUUGAAAGGAAACGAUAAAAAUACGAUUAAAAAUUUUACAAUUCGAAAAAUCGGAGCCGAAGAACUCCACUGCGACUGAUCAUUAAAAUAAAUAAAACCUAAAUCAAUAUCCAUGUAUUCUCACAUACGCAAAGGCCAUUUUUUCAACACCAAUUCAAGUUUGAAUUCAGUUAAAUGUUAAAAUCACAUUCAAAUGAAUUGAACUAAGUUUGAACCGCGUUGAGAACAACGGCACUGAGUUUGAAUGUCAUAUUGUAGCUCGCUGUAACUCUAAGUUGAAAUGAUUUUUCGUGCUCAGAAUAGAUUUAAAGAACACCAAGAAAAUCGGCUUUCCAUCACUUAUACGUAACUAUAAUUAUGUAAAAAUUCAAUAGAAUCAACAAAGCGAAGACAUGAAAAAGGAGUAAAAAAUUUAAAAAAAAGAAGAACGUAGGAAAUUUGUUUCUCAUUAUUAGCCUAAUGGGGAACAAAUUUUUGACCGAAAAACCAAAUUCAAAUGUACGAUGUACACGAUUAGUAAAGCCGUUUUCCUUAGUAGUUUUUCCAUGUUCUGAACAAUGAAAAUCAUUUAAAUAAAAAUAAACAUGCCACUAUGUUAAUUGAUAAUUUACGAAAUAUGACUGCAACGAGCUCAUUGUUGAUAGCUCGUUUUUUAAACUGAUUUACAAUCAUUGAACAUCCCUUGAUAUUUCAAGCAAAGAAGGAAAUGAAACGGACGAUCGUUCAAUUUAAAUAGAUUCGAACGGUAGAGUAAGAUUUAUUCUUUUUUUUUUGUAUGGAUACAGGAUUCAAUAUGUGAUAUAAUAAUAAACCCAGGCAAAAUCGAA
Messenger RNA from Venturia canescens, 5166 nucleotides. RefSeq lists its product as uncharacterized. The coding region runs from base 348 to 3455 and encodes 1035 amino acids. The record is from RefSeq and is a predicted model, not a curated record. The transcript has 4 exons. NCBI's taxonomy places the organism in Eukaryota, Metazoa, Arthropoda, Insecta, Hymenoptera, Ichneumonidae.